This is a messenger RNA of Sebastes umbrosus (honeycomb rockfish), 1621 nucleotides long. It is a transcript of the gene mrps5, whose product is annotated as mitochondrial ribosomal protein S5. Gene Ontology annotation, biological process: translation. Lineage: Eukaryota; Metazoa; Chordata; Actinopteri; Perciformes; Sebastidae. Gene Ontology annotation, cellular component: ribosome. The transcript is spliced from 12 exons. Gene Ontology annotation, molecular function: structural constituent of ribosome; RNA binding. The coding region runs from base 47 to 1264 and encodes 405 amino acids. The record is from RefSeq and is a predicted model, not a curated record.
GUUCAGACGCCUUGUUGUCCUCUGAAGGACCCUUCAGUAUUCCAGCAUGGCGGCGUCCAUCAGGGUGUGCUGUGUCCUCCGGAUCUCUCUCCGAGGUGCAGCACCGCUCCGUACCGUAGUGGGAGCAGUUCAGGUGUCCCAGUUGUCGAGUCGAGCCUCAGCUGCUUCUCUCCAAAGAAUCCCUGCAGCUCCACUGUUCCCUGCAACAGCAUGGCAGCAAACCAGGCACGGCAGCUUCUUCAACAAGUUGACGGCUGAUGAGUUGUGGAAAGGUGUGUUGGCGGAGACGGGCGCCGGAGCCAGGAAGGGCCGAGGGAAAAGAACCAAACGCAAACUGAAGAGAGACCUGAACCGAGGACAGAACAUCGGAGAAGGUCGAGGUGGUUUCCUGUGGCCUGGUCUGAACGCUGCGGUGCUGAAGGACGGCUCUCUGCAGAACAUGAGUCGAAGAGGAGAGAGUGAGCAGCAGGAGAUGCAGGCUGAACUAGUGCGUCAGAGGGAUGAGUGGGAGAGGAGGAGGAAGAUGAAGGUGAAGAGGGAACGAGGAUGGACGGGAAACUCCUGGGGGGGCACCAGCCUGGGCGCCCCUGACCCCGGACCCAACGGAGAAACAUACGAGGACUUUGAUUCACGUGUCAUUGAGGUGAAGAGUGUGUUCAACAUGACGGCCAAGGAGGGCAGGAAGAGGUCCAUCAGCUGUCUGGUCGCCGUGGGAAACGGCAACGGAGCCGCAGGCUUUGCGUUGGGGAAAGCAGCCGACAGAAACACGGCUCUGAGGAAGGCCAAGAACCGAGCUAUCCACUACUUGUACUACAUAGAGCGAUACAACAACCAGACCAUUUAUCAUGACAUUCAAUCCAAGUUCAAGAGGACGACGCUCCGCAUGAAGAAACAAAACGAAGGUUACGGUCUGCACUGCCACCGGGCCAUCAUCACUAUGAGCAAGCUGAUCGGCAUCAAGGACUUGUACUGCAAAGUAGAGGGAUCCGUCAAUCUGCUCAACAUCACCAGGGCCUUCUUCACUGGAUUAGCCAAUCAGGAGAUCCACCAGAGGCUGGCCGACAAGAAGCAGCUCCACGUGGUCGAGUUUCAGGACCAGCGAGGCCCGCUGCCCAUGGUGGUGGCGAGUCCCAAAGACGGGGCGCGGCCCACCCCGGAUUCUGAAGACGAGAUCCCCAACACCCGGCUGCACUGGGACGACGUACGGGCCGCGCAGGGAGUUAAACGCUCGAUCUGGGCGGGCGUCAAACGCACCAUCUGGUAGCGUGGGAGGACGCCGGUGAUUGGACUGGUAGAGGCCGGGAUUGUCACACAGGGGGGGGUCUGAUUUUUGGCUGAAAAUAUAUAUGAAUACAUGAGGAAUAAGAACAUUUGUUCUCAAACAAAAUAUCAGUUUUUGUUUGAAAAAAAAAAAACUCCAAAUCUAGUAGAUUGUGAUUGUUUUGUCAACAGAGGACUAAAGUUACGUGUUUGUCCAACUGAAGACGUCUCAUUUAAAAACACAUUUCUCCAGAUACACCCAGUAAACACCAAUAUUAACGUCAUAGAUAUUGUUUUCUUUAUAACUUCCUCAUCCACGUGGAAUUGUUGUAAAAUGUAAUAAAGUACAGAUCUGUAAAAA